GGAGGAUUCACACUUCCUGAUUUUAAAGAUGUAUGAUAAAUUAGACAUCAGAUAUUUGAAUAUUUUUCAAAUUAAAAAUACAAAUACUAUCUUUUAAUUUAGUAUGUGCUAUAGAGAAUUAGUAGAAAUUGUCUUAGCUUUCAUUACAAAUUUCUCAACCCACUCUUCUUGAUUUCAACUUUAUACCUUAAUGCCAUUUCAGAAGAUCUACACAUAGAUAUUUUUCUCCAAUAUUUACGAUGACAGGGAAUUCAUUAUAUGUCACUCUUUAAAUAUUUUAACCUAAUUAAUGACCUCAACAAAAUACUAUCAGUUUUCCUUCCAAUUUCUAGGUUUUGUAAGCACCUCCCUUUGCUGUACAUAUCUCUAAAAGGACACAAGUCAUUUGAAAGAUUCUUAUACUAAUUAAAAACUUGAAUACAAAGAUAUUUUACCUACAAUAUCUAUAUACCCAAAGCAUGGCUUAAGUUUGGAUCUAAAUGAUCUAAAAAGUUGUUUGCCUCUCCAGAUCCACUGAGGUAGAUAAAAGAAUGAAUUCUGGAGCCACACAGUAACAGUCUGAAUCCUAGCUCUGCCAUUUCACGCGAUGUAUGACUAUAAGUAGGUUAUUUAUGAGGGAUAUUUUUACUUAAUCCCUUCACCUUUUUCACCCAGCCUCCCCAACUCCCUGCCCCUCUGACAGCUGUCAGCCUGUUCUCUGUAAACAUGAGUCUGUUUCUAUUUUGUUUUGAGCAGGUUAUUUAAACUGCUUGUGCCUCAAUUUCUUUGUUUAUAAAAUGUGUCUAAUAAGAUGCCUAUGUCAUAAGGCUUUGAAGGGGUAAAUGAACUCAUGUAUGUAAAAUGCUUAGCAUAAAAAUCUGGACUAUAAUGGCACAUAUUUGUUUGGAACUCUUUAACUUGAAUCUACCUAGAACUUGGUUACCAUAUUAUGAACAAUUUGCUCUUUGCUUUUCCCAGGAGAUUUGUUUUUUAUUUAUAUCUAAAACAAUAUUCUUUAUUUUUCAGUAUGUUUUAAAUUUUACUUAAUGUUGAUAUAUAAUGUAGCUCCUCUCAUUUGUCUUAAAUAUGAAAUAGGAAAUAAUUCUAAAGUGUUAAUACUAUUUCAAUUACUAUAUCUCUUUCAGGAAGUAAAAUAUAGAGCUAGAAUCAAAGUAAAUUUUAUUAAAUAGUACUUAGCAUGUAUUAUACCCUCAUGUCUCAGAAUUUUACAUUCAGUUUCAGACAUGUUCGUGGCUGAAUGUUUGAUCUGAAAAUUUUUUUAUAUAGGUAGAAACAUAAUCACUAGAAUGAAUUGUUUAUUCAACUGAUAUUUACUGAAUGAAUACUAUAAUUCACUCAGUAAGUUUUGAGAGAAAGAAGGCUUUCUUUCAACAAUAAUUUUUCCUAAUAAUUUCUUUUAGAAUCAAAAAUUACUGGCUUGCUUUAAAAAUAAUUCAUUCAGCAUAAAUUAUAAUUUAUGAAGUGAAUUAACUUACUGUAUCAGGAUAAUCACAACAGCUGUGCACUGUGCUGGGGUCCACUUUAUACACAAGUCUCUCCCUUCACCGUAUAUGAGUAGACAAGUCCACAGACACCCUUUGCUCACAUAUUAAAAUAUUUUAAAUCUGGGUUUCUUAUUUUCAAAUCAUUGAGUUGAGAUGAUAUCUUGGACACAAAGAAUGAAUGUGGUAAGAUACAAAGUCAUAAAAUAAGUUUUUAAAAUUUAGCUAGAUACUCUCCUACCUAAAUAAGCAUAAGACCUUUAUCUUAUAAAAUUCUAUAAUUGUUUUUCUUUUUCACAGUUGUUAUGAUUUUUAUUCACUUGAUUUUGCCUUGAUAUUAUCCUGAUAAUAGCCAAAUAAAAUAAUCAAGUCCUAUCACCCUCUGGGUUCCUUAUCUGUAAAACCUCCUUUCAUUUCCUCUCCAAUUCUAACACUCUGAUUCUAACCCUACUUGACUUCCUUCUAAAUUUAAUGUGAGUUCAAACUGCAAAAGGACAUAAUAAAGCAAGAUGCCUCUUCUUUCAGCUGUAUUGCUAUUGGCACACCAGUGCAGGAGGAUAGAACCUUUCCUUUGAAAAAUAGUCUCGAGGCCACGCGGUACAGAACACUUUAACAAAGUUUUGCAUCAUCCUAAGUUCCUCACAUACUUGGAAACAAACUGUGUAGUUACUAUAAACUAGGGGAGUUUAUGUCCCUUAGGUAGAUUAUGCACAUGGAAAGUGGAGUUCUUUGAAGUUCCUCUGGUUAGGCUGUGGGGGAGACCGAGCUACACUCUUGUUUUGUGCUUACAGUUCUUCCAGCUCAUGCAAUGUAAUGGAAUAACCUCAUAAAUUAUGCAAUUUAAUGGCAUAACAACCCUGUAAAAGUUCUAUGCACUUCAACAAUGAAUUACUUUUGGACACUUCCAAAAUAUGCUUUGACUUGAGACUAUUUUCUCAAUCAAGACGCAGGGUGGCGCUGCAGGCUAAGAUUGUGACUGAGCCCUGGAAAGCUCACGUAUUCCUUUGUUCCAAUACGAAAUCAAAAGCUCAAGGAAGAAGCUUUGCCAGCGGUACUGGGUUACCAACGAGUUUGCAGAGCGUUAUACUAAACGGAUUUAAGUUUCAAAGCAACUUUGUGAGGAUUCCACCAAGCAAGAAAUCGAAAUUGAGUAUCUCGAGUCGUUUUUGGUUGCUGAAGAGAUUGGAUGUAAGCAGCUGGAUUCCAACAUGGAGAUGCUACAGAGAAUUCAACCAAACAGGCAAGUGACAGCCUUUAUUCUGGUGGUGCUCUUGUCUCAGGCUCGACCAGAGCCUGUUCGUUAUUCUGUGCUGGAAGAAACAGAGAGCGGCUCCUUUGUAGCCCAUCUGAGCGAGGACCUGGGCCUGGGAGUCGGGGUACUGGCCGCGCGCUCUGCCCGGGUGGUGUCUGACGAUGACCAGCAGCGCUUGCUGCUGGAUCGUGAGACGGGGGAUUUGCUUUUGAAGGAGAAACUGGACCGGGAAGAGCUAUGUGGGCCCAUUGAAACGUGUGUGCUGCAUUUCCAAGUGUUGCUGGAAAUGCCAGUGCAAUUUUUUGAAGGAGAAUUAUCAAUCCAGGACAUAAAUGACCACUCCCCAGUAUUCCCGACGAGGGAAAUGCUCUUGAAAAUACCGGAAAACAGCCAGCCAGGGACUAUUUUUCCGUUGAAAUUAGCUCAGGAUUUGGAUGUGGGCAGCAAUGGUCUUCAAAAAUACACUGUCAGCCCCAAUUCACAUUUUCACGUUCUUACUCGAAAUCAUAGUGAAGGUAAGAAAUACCCAGAUCUGGUGCAGGACAAAGCGCUGGAUCGAGAGGAGCAGCCUGAGUUCAGCUUAACCCUCAUGGCGCUGGAUGGCGGGUCUCCACCUCGGUCUGGGACCGUGGCCGUGAGAGUCCUGAUCAUGGACGUUAAUGACAAUGCUCCUGAGUUUGUGCACGCCCCAUAUGAGGUGCAGGUCCUGGAAAACAGCCUCAUAGAUUCCCCAGUCCUUACUGUCCUAGCUAGGGAUGUAGACGCUGGAAACUUUGGGAGAGUUUCCUAUGGCUUGUUCCAAGCAUCAGAUGAAAUUAAGCAAACUUUCUCACUAAAUGAAGUCACAGGAGAAAUCCGACUGACAAAGAAAUUGGAUUUUGAACAAAUUAAGUCUUACUAUCUGGAAAUUGAGGCUACAGAUGGAGGAGGCCUUUCUGGAAAAGGCGCCGUGGUCGUAGAGGUGGUGGAUGUGAACGACAACGCCCCUGAACUGACCGUAUCCUCACUCACCAGCUCCAUCCCAGAAAAUGCUCCGGAGACUGUGGUCUCUAUCUUCCGAAUUAGAGAUAGAGACUCUGGAGACAAUGGAAAGAUGAUUUGUUCUAUUCCAGAAAACCUGCCAUUCAUUCUAAAACCGACUUUCAAGAAUUUCUAUACUUUGGUAACAGAGUGCCCACUGGACAGAGAGAGCAGGGCCGAAUACAACAUCACCAUCACCGUCACAGACAUGGGGACCCCCAGACUGAAAACCCAGCACAACAUAACCGUGCUGGUCUCCGACGUCAACGACAAUGCCCCGGCCUUCACCCAAACCUCCUACACCCUCUUCAUCCCAGAGAACAACAGCCCCGCCAUGCACAUAGGCAGCGUCAGCGCCACAGACAGAGACGCCGGCGCCAACGCCCAGAUCACCUACUCGCUGCUGCAGCCCCAGGACCCCAGCCUGCCCCUGGACUCUCUGGUGUCCGUCAACGCUGACAACGGACACCUGUUCGCCCUGAGGGCGCUGGACUUCGAGGCCCUGCAGGCUUUCGAGUUCCUGGUGGGCGCCACAGACCGCGGGUCCCCGGCGCUGAGCAGCCAGGCGCUGGUGCGCGUGCAGGUGCUGGACGCCAACGACAACGCGCCCUUCGUGCUGUACCCGCUGCAGAACGGCUCCGCGCCCUGUACCGAGCUGGUGCCCAGGGCGGCCGAGCCUGGCUACCUGGUGAGCAAGGUGGUGGCGGUGGACAGCGACUCGGGCCAGAACGCCUGGCUGUCUUACCAGCUGCUCAAGGCCACAGAGCCCGGGCUGUUCAGCGUGUGGGCGCACAAUGGCGAGGUGCGCACCGCGCGGCUGCUGAGCGAGCGCGACGCGGCCAAGCACAGGCUGCUGCUGCUGGUCAAGGACAAUGGCGAGCCUCCGCUGUCAGUCAGCGUCACGCUGCAUGUGCUGCUGGUGGACGGCUUCUCGCAGCCCUACCUGCCGCUGCCCGAAGCGGUGGCCGACACGGCCCAGACUGACCCGCUCACGGUCUACCUGGUGGUGGCGGUGGACAGCGACUCGGGCCAGAACGCCUGGCUGUCUUACCAGCUGCUCAAGGCCACAGAGCCCGGGCUGUUCAGCGUGUGGGCGCACAAUGGCGAGGUGCGCACUGCGCGGCUGCUGAGCGAGCGCGACGCGGCCAAGCACAGGCUGCUGCUGCUGGUCAAGGACAAUGGCGAGCCUCCGCUGUCUGCCAGUGUCACGCUGCACGUGCUGCUGGUGGAUGGCUUCUCGCAGCCCUACCUGCCUCUGCCCGAAGUAGCGACGGAGGCAGCCCAGACUGACCCGCUCACGGUCUACCUGGUCGUCGCGCUGGCAUCGGUGUCGACACUCUUCCUGUUCUCGGUGCUGGCGUUCGUCGCGGUGCGGCUGUGCAGGAGGGGCAGGGCUGGCCUGGUGGGUGGCUGCUCGGUGCCUGAGGCCCACUUUCCGGGCCACCUGGUGGACGUCAGCGGUACUGGGACCCUGUCCCAGAGCUACCAGUAUGAGGUGUGUCUGACUGGAGGCUCCGGGUCGAAUGAGUUCAAAUUCUUGAAACCAAUUAUCCCCAACUUCCCACCCCGAGACACUAGAGAAGAAAUAGAGGAAAACGCCAUCCUCCGGAAUAACUUCGGAUUCAGUUAGGAAUCUCAUCACCAUGCAGUGUCUUUGUAACACCUCCAAUUUCCCCAGGGACAGUUUGAGAAGGUAAUGGACAGAAAUUCCAUCUUCAAGUGUAGCCUGGAAUUGCCUUUUGUGAUGUAUUUCUCCAUUGCCCUUUAUCUUGUCCAGUUUUGAAAAACUCAGUUCCAGGCGAUUGCAUUAUUUGCUUAAUGCCACUUCAGACCCCUGCAUAGUGUGAGUUUCGCUGUAAUGUUUGCCACAUUGUUGCCCUUUGUUUAGAUCAACUAUCUUAAUAAAAUCAAAUGUUAAUGGCUUU
This is a messenger RNA of Phyllostomus discolor (pale spear-nosed bat), 5678 nucleotides long. RefSeq names its product protocadherin beta-4. Gene Ontology annotation, biological process: homophilic cell-cell adhesion. Gene Ontology annotation, cellular component: plasma membrane. Lineage: Eukaryota; Metazoa; Chordata; Mammalia; Chiroptera; Phyllostomidae. Bases 2690 to 5383 code for a protein of 897 amino acids. The transcript is spliced from 2 exons. The record is from RefSeq and is a predicted model, not a curated record. Gene Ontology annotation, molecular function: calcium ion binding.